Messenger RNA from Chlamydomonas reinhardtii, 1871 nucleotides. RefSeq lists its product as uncharacterized. The coding region runs from base 590 to 787 and encodes 65 amino acids. The record is from RefSeq and is a predicted model, not a curated record. NCBI's taxonomy places the organism in Eukaryota, Viridiplantae, Chlorophyta, Chlorophyceae, Chlamydomonadales, Chlamydomonadaceae. The transcript has 3 exons.
CAUAGCCGUGAAGUAAACACAAUUUUGCCCGGGACCCUGGCUUGCCAUGCGCCCAUGCAACGUCGGCGGCAUGCCAAUCAAGCAUUUCAGGAGUUCACUUCAUUUCUCUGCAGUUCUGCGUUCAUUAUAUAUCUAUGUCACAUACAAAUGAAUCAAGCUAUUUGAUUAAUCAACCAUUCUUUGCGUCGCUAUGAUUCUGAGACGACUGUGCUCGAGCGGCGGAUGCCUUCGUUCGCGAUAACCCCUGUCGACUAUAUGCAGCGACAGUGCCAACAAUGCAAUCUUGAAUGGAGUAAUGAAGCUGGCUGGCUCAUAUUUCAUAAUAACGAGCUCGCCGGUCAACAAGUCAACCGCGCGUUGACCGGGGCGUUUCCACUCUGCAAAUGGGCCCGGCAUAGUGCCCUGUGAUUGCUGGCUCAGGUCUCUGAGCCAGGCGCAAUGGCGUACAUUAGCUCAGGGUCCGCCGUGCGUGCGCCCGUUUUCACGGCUGGUGUCAAGGUUGCAGGUUGGGCUGCGAGCUGAUGGCGCGUGGUCUCAAUGCCCGCCGUGCUCGCGCCCCUUCCCGCGGCUGGUGUCAAGCCCGCAGGGUAUGGAGCUAGCUGCUGGUGCUAGGGCUUGGAUUCGGUUAAGGCCCGCCGUGCUCGCACCCUUUUCCGCGGCUGGAUGGUGUCAAGCCCGCAGGUGGUGGCGCGCCGUGUGCCUGGCCUACGCCCCAAGGCCCACCGUGCUCGCGCCCUUUCCCGCGGCUGGUGUCAAGCCCACAGGGAUGGAUGGUGGAGCGAGCUAAGACAUAUGCUACGGUGUUGGCGCAUGGUGUCCAUGACGGUGCUGCUUAGUGCUCAAGUGGCUGCUAUGGAUUGUGGAGGCCAGACCAUGCCUAGUCACUUGUGUGAAUCAGCUUGGAGGUAGGCUUCCCAGCUGCAAGGGACUUCGUCCCUGUGGUCUUCUGUGGGGCAGGGCGGGACAAGUGCGGGGCAAGUGCGGGGCAUGGCGGGGCAAGUGCGGGGCAAGGCGGGGCAUGACCCCUGCGGUCUUGUAAUAGCUGUUGGAUGCCUACUGCGCCUCUCUCAUGGACGGGGCGGGGGCUGUAGCGUGGCUGCGGGACAAACAGCAGCAGCAGGGUAAAGGGAGCAUAAGGGAGCCUGGCCCACUCAUCUGCGUGGGGGGUUACCCAUCUGGCCCGGUAACCCGUUAAGGGGGGGGGGGGUUGCCCGCCUGGCCCAGUUUCCUCGGGGGCCAGUUAGGGGCCCACCCCCGUUGAGUGAUCCCCAUCACCAGUUAGGGGGGGGGGGGGUUAGGGGCCGAAACACUGACGUAGGGUUGGCGGAGUGGUACCCACGUGCCGACAGAUGGAUCGCGGGAUUUGUUUUUGGCAUUUACCGCUUGGAUUCUAUUCGCAACGUAGCUCGGAAUACACGCUUAAUAUGCAUAGUUAGAAGACUUUGGGGACGCAAAUCGCUUGGAAAUGGAGGAGGGUCUCAAUAUGCUCGGCUCGCGAUGUCGCGCUCCUGAGCUUGUAUUAUGCACUGCGCGCAAUACGCGUUCAGCAUGCAUAUUCUUACGAACAACUAGGGACUUGAGUGACGCGGUGUGAAAAUCAGUCGGGGUCUCGACAUGCUUGGCUCGCCAUUUCGCGCUCACGAGCUCGUUGUGUGUGUUCCGAACAUUGCACGCUCAAAAUACAUGUUCAAUAUGUCCGUCGCGAUGUUGGAGCUUCAAAACCGACAAGCAUGGUGUAUAGAUACACCUGGUAGCCUGAAUUCCUGUUUUUUCGCAAUGUCGGUGCAUUUUGUUGAUGUUGCAUCAUGUCGUGCUUCAUCGCAUUCUUGAUUUCUGCACCGGCGUGGUCUUGUUUGUAAAAUUCCGCGGUG